GAGUAUAUAUAGGGUUAUUUCUCGAUUCGAAACACAGUCUUCGCGACCAUUUGAAGAUGUCUCUCCUGCUCAUCCUCGCUCUCUCGGCGUUCGCGUCGUCCGCCUCCGUUCGUAGCAUCAGUGACGUCACAGAACAACAAAGGUGUGACGUCACGGUAGGAGUAACGUACCCAGAGACAGCCGAAGAGGAACCUUUAGUCACGUGCUCAUCACAAUGCUUAUCUGAUGAUGAACAGACUUGGUUUAUGGGUUCGAUGUACAAGCACCUGGCCGGCUUGACAGCGCUUGGCCUCAUGGUCGAAGUCAAGUACGACAAAGCAGCUGUGAUCGACUGUCGGCUGGUUCCUAUUCAGUCAACUUCCAGUCUGCUUGAAGCCUUCCAAUUGUGUGACAACACCGUCGUUGCAACAACCGCAAGUUCAACUCCAACUGGAAUCAACACAGGAACCUUCAUUCCAACUGAAACCAACACAGGAACUUUCAUUCCAACUGAAACAAAUAUUCCAACUGAGACCAACACAGGAACUUUCAUUCCAACUGGAACCAACACAGGAACCGUCAUUCCAACCGGCACUAACACAGGCACUUUCAUUCCAACUGGAACCAAUACAGGAACUUUCAUUCCAACUGAAAACAAUAUUCCAACUGGAACCAACACAGGAACUUUAAUUCCAACUGAAACCAACACAGGAACUUUCAUUCCAACUGGAACCAACACAGGAACUUUCAUUCCAACUGGAACCAACACAGGAACUUUCAUUCCAACUGGAACCAACACAGGAACCGUCAUUCCAACCGGAACUAACACAGGCACUUUCAUUCCAACUGGAACCAACACAGGAACUUUCAUUCCAACUGGAACCAACACAGGAACAUUCAUUCCAACUGGAAUCAACACAGGAACCGUCAUUCCAACCGGAAUUAACACAGGCACUUUCAUUCCAACUGGAACCAACACAGGAACCAUCAUUCCAACUGGAACCAACACAGGAACUUUCAUUCCAACUGGAACCAACACAGGAACUUUCAUUCCAACUGGAACCAAUGUUGGAACUUCUGUUCCAACUGGAACCAACACAGGCACUUUCAUUCCAACUGGAACCAACACUGGAACCUUCAUUCCAACUGGAACCAGCACAGGAGCCGUCAUUCCAACUGAAACCAUCGUUCCAACUGGAACCAACAUUGCAACUUCUGGUCCGACUGAAGUCACCACCGUUGGAACCACAACGAAGGACGUCAUCGCCUGCGAACACAAGGAGACGAGCCCCUCAACCCCAGCGCCUCCAACGACCACCACGAUUCAGCUGCCGACGACCACCGCCCACGUGUGCCCCGAGGGAUGGCUCCUGAACGCGGGCUCGUGCUACCACCUCAGCGCUUCGAAGGGCGCCUGGGAGGAAGGGAGGACCUACUGCAGCGACAAUGGCGGGGCCUACGUGAAGAUUUCCAGCGAAGAGGAGUGGGACUUUGUCAAGAGCAUGUUGUCCGAAACCACGUGGAUCGGCCUCCAUGACCGUGACACCGAGGGAAGCUUCGUCUGGGAUGUCGACGGGUCGACGCCGGUGUACACGAAAUGGCACUCUGACGAGCCUAACGACGCGAAUGGCGGCGAGGACUGCGGGGAAAUGAACGAGAGGAUGGGCUUCAUGUGGAACGACCAGCCCUGCCGUGAUGCGAGACCGUUCGUUUGUGAGAUGAGCGCCAAUGUUCUCUUUGGAUAACCUCACGACGUCAGCGAACCAGACCAACGGCAGAUAAGGGAGCUAAUUAUAAUUUAAACCCGAAGAUAUUCCAUAUUGCCAACCGCAGCCAAACACUCCGUUGCUUUAGAUUUCGAACAGAGGCAGUCAAGGAAACCGAAAGUAGAGCAGUGAAUGAUAGUGAUGUUACAGCUAAUCAACAUGAAAAUAUGUAACACAGCUAUAACACAGGAUUAUAAUGUAGUGGAGGAGCUACGGGAGUAGACCACAAAAUCGUGUGAGAUGUUAUUACUUUGGCGUAAAAAGUAGGAAAAUUAAUAAAGUUAUGGCUGUUAAAAGAUGUUUUCUACCUCUGCUUAAGUGCAUUAUUAUUUUUCAAGAAGAAAUCCCACUAAAGACAGCUUUUGAUGCGUAAAACACAUGUACUUAUUUGUAAUGUUAUUAAAGAUAUGAACGUGCAUGACUGCUAUUAUCA
Molecule: messenger RNA, 2178 nt
Organism: Penaeus vannamei (Pacific white shrimp)
Lineage: Eukaryota; Metazoa; Arthropoda; Malacostraca; Decapoda; Penaeidae
Source: RefSeq, a predicted model, not a curated record